AUGACUUCCAAAGAAGAACCCAAGCCCUCCUCGGGGGAAGAACGGCGGCGGAGCCCUCUGGAUCACCUCCCACCGCCGGCCAACUCCAACAAGCCCCUCACCCCCUUCAGCAUCGAGGACAUCCUCAACAAGCCCUCGGUGCGGAGGAGUUACACCCUCUGCGGAACGGCCCACCUCCUCUCCGCCGCCGAGAAGCACCCCUCGGCCGGGCUGCCCCUCUCCGGCCGAGCGCUGCUCUCCCAGACCUCGCCCCUCUGCGCCCUGGAAGAGCUGGCCAGCAAGACCUUCAAGGGGCUGGAAGUCAGCGUGCUGCAGGCAGCCGAAGGCCGGGACGGGAUGACCAUCUUCGGGCAGCGGCAAACGCCGAAGAAGCGUCGGAAGUCGCGGACGGCCUUCACCAACCACCAGAUCUACGAGCUGGAGAAGCGGUUCCUCUACCAAAAAUACCUGUCGCCGGCGGACCGGGACCAGAUCGCCCAGCAGUUGGGGCUCACCAACGCCCAGGUCAUCACCUGGUUCCAGAACCGCCGCGCCAAGCUCAAGAGAGACCUGGAGGAGAUGAAGGCCGACGUGGAAUCCGCCAAAAAGCUGGGCCCCAACCCCGCCGUGGACAUCGUGGCCUUGGCCGAGCUGGAGCCCAGCGCCGAGGGAAGGGGCAAGACACGGCCCGGGUCCCCUCCGCCGCCCCCCGCCGCUGCCCGGGAGCCCGGCGCUCCGCCGCCGCCCCGCCCCGCCUCGCCCCCCACGGAGCGGCCCCGCAGCCGCCGGGACAGCGAGGAGGAGGAGGAGGAGGAGGAGGAGGACGUGGAGAUCGACGUGGAUGACUGA
Messenger RNA from Catharus ustulatus (Swainson's thrush), 828 nucleotides. RefSeq names its product ladybird homeobox 1 (gene LBX1). Gene Ontology annotation, molecular function: DNA-binding transcription factor activity, RNA polymerase II-specific; DNA binding. NCBI's taxonomy places the organism in Eukaryota, Metazoa, Chordata, Aves, Passeriformes, Turdidae. The record is from RefSeq and is a predicted model, not a curated record. Gene Ontology annotation, biological process: regulation of DNA-templated transcription. The coding region runs from base 1 to 828 and encodes 275 amino acids. The transcript is spliced from 2 exons.